Ochlerotatus camptorhynchus is the source of this 5767-nucleotide messenger RNA. It is a transcript of the gene MRP, whose product is annotated as Multidrug-Resistance like Protein 1. Gene Ontology annotation, biological process: transmembrane transport. Gene Ontology annotation, cellular component: membrane. The transcript has 13 exons. Gene Ontology annotation, molecular function: ATP binding; ATP hydrolysis activity; ABC-type transporter activity. NCBI's taxonomy places the organism in Eukaryota, Metazoa, Arthropoda, Insecta, Diptera, Culicidae. The coding region runs from base 173 to 4735 and encodes 1520 amino acids. The record is from RefSeq and is a predicted model, not a curated record.
AUUAAAAAAGAGCGGUUCAUUCUCGGUGACGUCAUCGCUGUUUGUAUACAAUCUGAUCAGAUAGUGAGAGAGUAUUGGUGACACCACCCACUUGUUGUUUUCUUCCCGAGAAAAGCCGAACGGAACUCACACUUCAAUCUGGCUGCGUGACACAUCGUAUUCGGUAGCAAAGAUGGAUGCCCAUCCGAUGGACGAAUUUUGCGGCUCCAGAUUUUGGGAUCUCAAUCUAACAUGGUACACAAACGACCCAGACUUGACACCAUGUUUCCAGCAGACGGCGCUCGUGUGGACACCUUGUGCGUUCCUCUGGGUGUUCUCUUUGAUCGAGCUGUACUACCUACGAAAUAGUCGCAACCGAAAUGUACCCUGGAGUGUGCUGAAUGUGACAAAACUAGCCAUCGUUAGUGCACUGAUCGUUCUUACCAUUGUUGAUUUAAUCAAGGCAAUUUCAACCGAGGACCCGGUGGCCCCUGUCUACUUCUACAGUCCAGUGAUAAAAAUAGCCACUUUUGUAUAUGUCGCUGCUCUUAUAUAUAUGAACAAAUUCUACGGCAUGCAAACGUCCGGCUUGAUGUUCCUUUUCUGGGCGCUCCUCAUCGUAUGUAGUAUACCUCGCUGUCGGACGGAAGCUCGGGCGCAUGACAAUCGGCACGAAGCUGACUCGUGGGCCGAGUAUCACUUCAUCAGUUUCUGCAUUUUCUUCGCCGGCUCUUGUUUGAUGUUCAUACUUAACUUCUUCGUUGACAAACCGCCUCAAGUGACAAAGUAUGAAAUCACGCAUAAGGAUUGUCCCGAACUGUCGGCUUCCUUCCCGUCACGAUUGAUUUUCGGAUGGUUUGACAAACUUGCAUGGACCGGGUUUAGAAAGCCAUUGGUAAACGAAGACCUCUGGAACAUGAAGCCGGAAGAUGCAUCGAAGGAAGUUUCCCCUCUGUUUAUGAAGCAUUGGAAUGAAACUCUGGAAAAAACGUAUAAAACCCGGGAUAUUCAGGACGUCACGAGCUCGGCUAGCUACAAGAAGCAAUCCUCUCGGGUGGAUUUCAAAACCAUCAAGACUAAGAAGAUCGCAUCCAUCCUGCCGGCACUGAUCAAGGCUUUCGGACCCACUUUUGCCUUCGGAUCGUUCCUGAAGCUGGGACAGGAUGUUUUGACGUUUGCUUCUCCGCAAAUCCUACGACUUAUUAUCAACUUCGUUGGAGGUGACGAGCCCAUAUGGAAAGGCAUUUUCUUCGCAAUUUUACUGUUUUUAGUGGCAGGCACACAGACUCUAUUGUUGGCUCAAUAUUUCAACCGGAUGUUCUUCGUCGGAUUGCGAAUUCGUACAGCACUAAUCAGCGCUAUCUACAGAAAGGCUCUGAUCAUCUCCAAUAGUGCGAGAAAAGGUUCGACCGUCGGUGAAAUUGUGAACUUGAUGGCGGUGGAUGCGCAAAGAUUCAUGGACCUAACCACCUACAUCAAUAUGCUGUGGAGUGCUCCGCUUCAGAUCGCUUUGGCUCUGUUCUUCCUAUGGGAAAUUCUAGGACCAUCUGUGCUGGCUGGACUGGCUGUAAUGAUUAUCCUAAUUCCCGUCAACGGUGUCAUCGCCAAUAAAAUCAAAACUCUGCAAAUCAAACAGAUGAAGAACAAGGACGAACGUGUUAAGCUUAUGAAUGAAGUGCUUAGCGGAAUUAAGGUCUUGAAACUAUACGCAUGGGAACCCAGCUUUGAGCAGCAGAUCCUGGUUAUUCGUGACAAAGAAGUCAAGGUGCUCAAAUCGGCCGCCUAUCUCAACGCUGGAACCUCCUUCAUUUGGUCUUGUGCUCCCUUCCUGGUUUCGCUCAUCACAUUCGCCGUGUUCGUGCUGUCGGACGAAAAAAACGUGUUGACCCCUGUUAAAGCAUUCGUUUGCCUCACGUUGUUCGAUAUUCUCAAACUCCCCUUGGUGCUCCUGCCCAUGUUGAUCGUUUACAUGGUCGAGACUGCCGUUUCCGUGAAACGUAUCAACAGAUUCCUCAACCAGGAAGAACUCAAUCCGGACAACGUUCAGCACGACGAGAAGGAAUCCUGCCCUCUGGUGAUAGAGGGCGGUGUCUUCUCGUGGGAUGGCGAUGACACUACGCUGAGAAACAUCAACAUGAAGGUGGAGAAAAAUGAGCUGGCCGCCAUCGUCGGUACGGUCGGUUCCGGUAAGAGUUCGGUUCUGUCGGCUUUCCUCGGUGAAAUGGAUAAAGUUUCCGGUCGAGUCAACACGAUCGGAAAAAUUGCCUACGUCAGUCAGCAGGCUUGGAUCCAGAAUGCUACCCUGCAGGACAAUAUUCUGUUUGGUAAAUCGAUGGACGUCAAGCUGUACAACAAGGUGAUUUCGGCAUGUGCUUUGAAGCCGGAUAUUGAGAUGCUGCCCGGUGGGGAUCAAACCGAGAUCGGAGAGAAGGGCAUCAACUUGUCCGGCGGACAGAAGCAACGUGUUUCACUGGCCCGAGCGGUCUAUAGCGAUGCGGAUAUUUACUUUUUGGACGAUCCGCUGAGUGCCGUCGAUUCCCACGUUGGAAAACAUAUUUUCGAACAGGUCAUAGGCGACAAUGGGCUGCUAGCAAAGAAGACACGUGUGCUGGUGACGCAUGGUAUUACGUAUUUGCCGAACACGAAUGUUAUAUUCGUUAUGAAGGAUGGCGAAAUCUCCGAAUCCGGAUCGUAUCAGGAGCUGAUGGAUAAGAAGGGUGCGUUUGCUGAUUUCCUGAUUCAGCACCUGCAGGAAGUAAACGAAGAGGAAGAAGAUAUUGACGAGAUUAAGGCACAGCUCGAGUCCAAUGUAAGCAACGAAGAGCUUAAGCACAAGUUUGAACGAGCCAUCAGUAAGCGAUCGAGAAGUGGCAGCACGUCUUCUGGGAAUGAAUCAUAUUCUAGGCAAAAUUCAGAUAUUAGUGGCAGCCAGAGCAGUCUGAGGAAAAGAACACCCGAGAAGAAGCUUCUAGAAGAGCCGCAGAAGAACAAACUGAUAGAACAGGAGAAGUCUGAAACCGGAAGCGUAAAAUGGGAAGUCUACAAACACUAUCUGAAGAGCAUUGGCCUAACGCUUUCGAUAGCUACGGUCCUUCUGAACAUGGUAUUCCAAAGCUUCUCGAUUGGAUCGAAUCUAUGGUUGUCGAAAUGGUCAACGGAUGAAGCGGCUGAGAACGAUACCAGCGUAAGAGAUAUGUACCUGGGAGUGUACGGUGCCUUUGGUGCCGGUCAAGUUUUUACCAUGCUUCUAUCCACGUUGGCGCUGUACAUUGGGGCACUGAGCGCAUCGCGUAUCCUGCAUAAGCAGUUGCUCCAAAGUGUACUGCGUGCACCGUUAGCAUCGUUCUUCGACGUGACGCCGCUCGGUCGAGUGCUGAAUCGGUUCAGCAAGGAUGUCGACACGACCGAUACCGACCUACCGGCCACACUCCGUGCGUGGAGUGCCUGCUUCUUCGGGGUGGUAGCUACUUUGGUUGUGAUCAGCAUCUCAACGCCUAUCUUUGCCACGGUAAUCCUACCGAUCGGUAUUCUCUACUAUGCCGUGCAGCGCUUCUAUGUGGCCACUUCGAGGCAGCUGAAGCGUCUGGAGUCCGUGUCGCGUUCUCCAAUCUACUCGCACUUUGGUGAAUCUAUCCAAGGAGCGCAAACCAUUCGAGCUUAUGAUGUUCAAGACAGAUUCAUCAUCGAAUCGGAAUCACGCGUGGACUUCAACCAGGUUUGCUAUUUCCCGAGCAUCAUCGCCAACCGCUGGCUGGCCGUUCGGUUGGAGAUGGUCGGCAACCUGAUCAUUCUGUUCGCGGCACUGUUUGCUGUGCUGGGUCGUGAAACUAUGAACCCUGGCUUGGUUGGCUUGUCCGUCUCGUACGCUCUACAAAUCACUCAAACUCUGAAUUGGUUGGUCCGAAUGACAUCGGAUGUCGAAACGAAUAUCGUAGCAGUGGAACGCAUCAAGGAAUAUGGAGAAACAAAGCAAGAAGCCGCAUGGGAACUGCCGAAUAGCAAUUUGCCACGUGAUUGGCCGGAACAAGGUCGUGUCGAAUUCCAGGAUUUCCAGGUUCGCUACCGAGAAGGACUGGAUCUGGUGCUGAAGGGCAUCACAUUCACCAUCGAAGGUGGUGAGAAAUUCGGAAUCGUUGGUCGGACCGGUGCCGGAAAGUCCAGCUUGACGUUGGCACUGUUCCGAAUUAUUGAGUCGGCUGGUGGAAAAAUUGUCAUCGAUGGCCACGAUAUUUCCCAGCUGGGACUGCAUUCGCUGAGAUCGCGAUUGACGAUUAUCCCGCAAGAUCCUGUAUUGUUCUCUGGGACACUUCGAAUCAACUUGGAUCCGUUUAAUAUCCAAUCGGAUGAGGAAAUCUGGAAAGCACUGGAGCACGCCCAUCUUAAGUCGUUCGUGAAAGGUCUAACGGCCGGUAUCAAUCACGAGGUGAGCGAGGGCGGCGAAAACUUAUCCGUUGGGCAACGUCAGUUGAUUUGCCUGGCCAGAGCGCUACUGCGAAAAACUAAAGUACUUAUUCUGGAUGAAGCUACUGCCGCCGUAGAUCUGGAAACUGAUGAUCUUAUUCAGCGAACGAUCCGCACCGAGUUCAAGGAAUGUACGGUAUUGACGAUUGCUCACCGUCUCAACACUAUAAUGGAUUCGGACAAAGUUAUCGUGCUCGAUAAGGGACAAAUUUCCGAGUUCGCUGCACCAAGCGAACUGCUACAAAACAAAUCGUCAGCUUUCUACAGCAUGGCCAAGGAUGCUGGACUAGUGUAAUUAUUUGUUUUUCCGUUUAUCUGUUUUUGACCAAAUUUCCUUUUUUCGUAACUCGAUAGUUAGGAUGAAAAAGUGCUAACAUCUUAAUCAUAACGUUUUUCGUUUUGAUCAUUUCUGUCUGCUACUAAUAAUUUCUCGUCGUCAUAAAUAUUAACCGUGAUUCGUUCAGGCAUUUAUUUCCAACGCUGGAAUAGGCUUAUAAGCAAAUAUUUAAGCAUCCAAUCCAUAAUGUACUUAUCAAGCGGGUAUAGAACAUUCAGUAUUCGAAAUCCCCUUUGUAGAAAAGGAAAACCAAUCUGUAAAAUUGGCUGCAGAACCGAAACAUCAUACUUAAUAUCACACUUACAGCGUAUACCUAGGUUACGUGCAUGAUAUUUUAACGUGUUAUACUUAAAGGUGAUACUUAAUGUUAUGAACAACAUACAUCUCAAUGCAAAAUCACACACACACACACAAACAGAACGAUACUACCUACUACAAACAUCAAGCAACACUAAUCACAGUGUGAUAUCGUUCUUGGUUGGUAACAUUUGUAAAAUGUGUUCAAAGCAGUCCAGGCAUUACAUUCAGCUUAUACACUAGGGUUCAUAGUAAAACCAAUUCAUAUAGUCUUUCUCACUUUCUAUUCCGCUAGCAGAAGAUGGUUAAGAAUGAACAAAGAAGUAACUUGAUGAUACAAGAAGAAAUUAAUGUUGGUUCGGCUGCAGGAUGAAGAAAGUUACAUUUUCUCAGGAAAUUCCACUACAUUUCUCAAUUGCGCAGGUUGCCGUGGGUAAGCAAAGCACCCAUCGACAAUUGCGUAGAAAUCGCGUACUUCAACGAGCAAUAACGGAACGUGUUACCAUAAUAUUGUCUCGUAGUUUGAGUUUGAUUUUAAAGUGCCUUUGUGAAAGCAUUACUAUUAUGUUUUAGAUGUAGUGAAAGAACAAAAUACAAAACUGUCUCGUAACAAAAUAUACAUUAAUAUACAUUUGUUUUACGGCAACCACUGUGUCUAUAUUGAAUGGAAAUAAAGAAUCUUUUUCGCAAAAU